This is a messenger RNA of Hemisphaericaspora subhashii, 2940 nucleotides long. It is a transcript of the gene SYG1, whose product is annotated as Syg1p. Gene Ontology annotation, molecular function: inositol hexakisphosphate binding. Gene Ontology annotation, cellular component: cytoplasm; plasma membrane; Golgi apparatus. Lineage: Eukaryota; Fungi; Ascomycota; Pichiomycetes; Serinales; Debaryomycetaceae. Bases 1 to 2940 code for a protein of 979 amino acids. Gene Ontology annotation, biological process: phosphate ion transport; cellular response to phosphate starvation. The record is from RefSeq and is a predicted model, not a curated record. The transcript has a single exon.
AUGAAAUUUGCUGAAUCAUUAAGUGAAGGAUUAGUACCUGAAUGGCAAGAUCAAUAUGUUGAUUAUAAACAGGGGAAAAAGUUAAUUAAAUCAUUAUUAGCUUAUCGUGAACAAGAAAAUGCUAUUAGAAGACCAUCUGAAGGGAAUCUAGAUACUACUCCAUUGUUAGAAGCACAAACUGAAUCAGAAAAUAAUACAGGACAACCACAUACACAAUAUGUAACCGAUGAAAUCCCCCCUCUGAUAAGUAGGGGUGAUUCUAGUCAAAGUUCAAGAUGGCUGCAAUUACCUAGAGCAAGACGUCCGUCGAUUUUUACUUCUAUGAGAUCAUUCAGUCUUAAACGAGAUGAUAAAGAGAAUGAUAGCGAUGAGGAUGCAAUGGAAGGAACAGAAGAGGAUAAAUUUAAUAAAUGGUUAGAUCAAGAAGUAAAGAAAGUCAAUAAAUUCUUUAUUGAAAAAGAACAAGAUAUUUAUGAACGAUUUUUAUUACUUCAAGAUCAAUUGUAUCAAUUAAGAGAUCAUAAGUUACAUAUUAUAAAAGAGAAACUGUUACCCCUGUUAGCAUCCAGUCCAACUUCUGAUCAUCCAAAAAAUGUAUUAUUAUCUGAAAGAGUAGCAAAUAUACAAACCAGAUUUGCAUUAGCUGGAAUAGGUCAAUUUGAAUUCCCAAGUCUACCUUCAAUGACAUUCUGGCAUAAAUUAACCCAAAAGAAUAAACAAAAAUCAAAUUCAAGUAUUGCAUUACAUAGACAAAAAGAACCAACCGAUAUUAAUUAUCUUGAAAAUAGAAUUAGAAAUGGAGUAAUAGAUCUCUCUCCAUACUCCGGAGCUGAAGACCAGUUGUCUUCAGCAACAGAAUCAGAAGAAGAUUUAGGUAUACCUUCCCGAUCUCCACCGCCACAAACCGAAGAACAAUUAAGAACGACACAAAGACGUGAUUAUACAGUGAAAAAACAUCAUUUCGGAGUUCCAUACCUCCAUGCCCGUCGACAAUUGAAAGAUGCCUUAUUAGAACAUUAUCGAGCAUUAGCAUUAUUAAGAGCAUACAAAACCUUGAACCGUACAGCUUUCCGAAAAAUCACCAAAAAAUUCGAUAAAGCCAUGAAAAAUACCAAUGUAAUGACACAAUUCUUAAACAAAAUAGAUAAUGAAGAAUAUUUCCUAACCAGUGAUUUAGUUGAUAAAUUGAUUUCUCAUGUUGAAGAAUUAUAUCUUGCAUUUUUUGAUCCUAGUUCAACUGAUCGAAAACAUUCACUUGAAAAAUUAAAAAGUAUUGCCUAUGCUUUAAAUGCUUCAGAAAUGAGACCAAAACAAUAUUAUACUGAGUUUUUCUUUAGUGGAUGGUUUAUUGGAUUCGGAAUCCCAUUGUUUACAUUUGCAUUAUAUAUUGCCCUUUCUAAAACCAUAAACGGGUUAUUACCAGAAGGGAGAUAUUUAUUACAAAUAUGGGCCGGGUUUUUCUUAUUAAAUCUUGCAUUUCUAUUAUUUGGAAUCAAUAUGAUCAUAUUCGAUAGAUGUAAAAUCAAUUAUAAAUUCAUUUUUGAAUUUGAUAUGGCUACUGUUUUGAAUUAUAGACAAUAUUGGGUAUUGCCAAGUUUUGGAUUCAUGUUAUUAAGUCUUAUUGGUUGGUUUAGUUUUAAUAACUUCUGGCCUAAUCAAUUCGAUGGCCGUGAUUGGCCAUGGAUAUAUCUUGCUACAAUGGUUAUAAUAUUCAUCUGGCCCGGAAAACAAUUUUAUCAUCAUAGUCGAAAAUGGUUACAAAUCGCCCUUUGGAGAAUUUUAUUCUCGGGGUUUUAUCCAGUUGAAUUCCGGGAUUUCUUUUUGGGUGAUAUAAUAUGUUCAUUAACUUAUACCAUGGGUAAUUUAUCAUUUUAUUUUUGUUUAUAUUCGCAUCAUUGGAAUGGAAGUUUAUCGGAUAACCUUGGCAUGCAUAAUGUUUGUGGAAGUUCGAAAUCUAGAUUAAUGGGAUUUUUCAGUACUUUACCAAGUAUUUGGCGGUUCUUGCAAUGUCUUCGAAGAUAUAUGGAUACUGGAGAUUGGUUUCCUCAUUUAGCUAAUAUGGCGAAAUAUUGUUUAAGUGCCACGUAUUAUAUCACUUUGAGUAUAUAUCGUAUUGAUCGGAUCCGAGAAAAUAAAUGGGUGUUUAUAUGUUUUGCGAUGAUGAAUUCGAUUUAUUGUUCAAUUUGGGAUAUAUUAAUGGAUUGGUCAUUAAUGCAACCACAUCUGAAGAAUUAUUUAUUAAGAGAUCAUUUAUUUUAUAAAAAACCAGGAUUUUAUUAUACGGCCAUGAUUGUGGAUGUUAUUUUAAGAUUUCAAUGGGUUUUUUAUGCAUUUUUCAAUAAUCAAAUUCAACAAUCUCAAGUUACAAGUUUUGGAAUUGCAUUUGCAGAAAUUAUAAGAAGAUUUAUUUGGAUUUUUUUUAGAAUGGAAAAUGAACAUUGUACAAAUGUAACUUUAUUCCGAGCAUCAAAGGAUACUCCAUUACCUUAUGCGAUAAGUUAUAAAGUUGAAAAAGCAAUUAAACAAUUAGUUGAAUUGAAAUAUAGAAAAUAUGCCGAUUCUACACUUUUUGAAGAUACUCAAGUAGAUUAUGAACCUGUCACAGGCACUGUCCCUGAACAAGAAUAUCAAUAUGAAGAGCCAGAAACCAUUCCAUACAGACCAACCCAUGCCACAGGAAGACAACAUCAUUUGGAUGAAGAACAAUCAAUCGAUUCAAGUCUUGCCGAAUUACCUAGAUUACAAAGGAGAAAAUCAGCAUUCCAGGCACUUAGUGAACAUAUCCCUCAUGCUCAUAUUAAAGAUUUCCAAAGAAGAAGAACAUAUGUUGGAGUGGAUGAAGAUAGUGAUGAAGAUGAAUAUGACGAUGAUAGUUUACAUCCACAUCCAAGUAAUCGGAGGAAUCCCAGUGAUGGAGAAUUGUCUAUGGUACUGGAGUAG